AUGUCACCGUGGAGCGGUUGGUUGGUCUUGGGGCUGUUUCUGCAAGAUUGGGGUAAGUGGGUUUUCAGACAUAUAUAUAUCUUCCUUAAUUCACUUUGAAUUCACCUGCCUACGUAGCUCUGUAUAUGUAUGGAUAACAAUAUCUUAGUUGGACUUCUUCUGUUUCUCCUCCGUGGUGUGAAAUCGAACCAUUCUGGGGCGGGUGCAGUGACUCUGGAUUUGGGAGAAAUCAGUGAGGAUGGGGUAUGUGUUAGAGAUUCUGUUGUAUGUCCCCCCCCCUCCAGUCCCCACAUUCAUUGCAAAACUUCAGCAAAUUAUUCCCCUGCCUGCCCAAAUAGCAGUGCAAUCUCAAGUCGCUUUGGGUCUAAAUUUGGGUCUAAAUUUAAUUUGCGUUUGGCAUAUUGUCAAAUCUUGGAUACUUAGGUCUGGGUGAAAUCUCAAAGUCCAUAGGUUUCCCCCUGGUUAUAAUACCACUCUAGUGAGUUGGGAGAGCUCUAUUCAUUUGCAAACUGGGGAGAGGGAGACUGGGAGAUUGUGGAAACCAAGUCUACUACGGCUGAGUUCACAGAUCGGUUUGCCAAACCAAGAGUUGAUGGACUGACAGUUGUGUGCAUGGAGAGAUGAGAGGAGAAUAGAUGAUUUUGUGUUUUUCUGUUUUGAUAUUUCUUCUCUGACGGGACAACUUUCUCAGAUUCUGAACGUUCAAAUGGGGGGGGGGGGAGACAGAGGUUUAUAAGCAUCAAUAGAGUGGCAGCCCCAGUGCAGGAAACAGUUCAUUUAUCCCCCGCUACGUAAAUCAAGCUAUGGAUGGACCAGAAAUUUGGAAGGAGGGUCUAUGGAUGGGACAAUGUUAUGCCAAUUGCAAAAGUUUCUUUCUUUUCAAGUCCUAGACAGGGUUGUUUUGCUGUCUCCCAGAUGUCCGCUCAAGACAGGACAAUUAGAGCUUGAAGCUGUUGGGUUUUUGAAGGGGGCAAUAAAGCCGAUUGGAUUGUUUGGGGGUUGAACAAGGAUUCUCUCCCGAAAGCUAGGUCUCAGGGUUUUGUUUUGGUUGUGUAGCCCAUUCACAAAUUUGUUUCUGUGCUUUGGAAACUGGGAUAGGGUUGAUCUGAGCGUUCUCAUCUUGCUUUCAUGGUUCAAAGUCUGGUUGUGUCUCAACUCAAUCCCGGGCACACAGGAACCUCAGCCUGUAUGAAAUUUGUGACCCUACAGUGGAUCGUCUCUGGGUACAGGAAGGAGAAGGGUGUUUAACGCAGGUUAAUAGAGCUGGCUGGGGAAACAGAGGUCUUCUGGGUUUAUUUCUCUGCCUGAGCAGGACUUGGGAGCUCCUACACAGAGAUGUUUGUUGGAGGCACAUUUUAUAGGGCUAUCGGUGCAGGCUGUAACUCACGAGAGUUAAUGGAUCCUAACUCUCUAGUGUGUUUUAUUGGGGCAUGCUAUGGUGCUAUUGUGUUUUUUUCUUCUUCUUCACAGAAACACUGGAGAAAACGGAAACAUCCAUUCAUAUUUUGACCCCCUGUUUCACCCUAAAUACACAUUUGCUUGUUUGUUUAACCACCACCGCUCUUUUCUUAAAAAAAGUUGAAGCAGAUUUCAAGAGGCAAGGGGAAAUUUGCCACAGCUAUGGCUGAAAUCUCAUGUGCACUUUCUUAAGAUCAAGCCCCGCAGAGCACAGUGGGACUUAUAUCUGAGCAAGCACCCAUAUCAUUGCGCUAUAAAGCUACCGUCCUGCAAACCCUUAUCAUUUGCCUCCCACCAAUUUGGAAAAAUGCUCUGUGUCUAGAAAAGGAGUUUCCAGACUGAGGUCUGUAGACCAUCAACAGCCCACAAAUUUCAUUUGAAUGGUCCAUGGCAUGUCUGUAAAAAAAUACAAUUCAAAAUCAUCGAGCACCACGUUGCAAUUGCUGCAACAAUCGUUAGGUUUAUCUGCCAGGCCACUCAACCAAUUUUAAGUGGUCCGUGGAGGGGGUGGAAGUUUGGGAACUGUUAGCCUAGGACAUGAAGAAGAAAAUAAUAUUUCUGGUCAGAUGUGGGUGUAGUUUUGUUUUGUUUUUAAGUACUUUCAAAGGCCUUAAAAAUAGAUGUCAGUUUGGGGAUUUUGAAAUGCAAAUAAGUUAAUUGCAAAUUCAAAUGUAUCCCUAUCGUGUUUUUAUGACUUCCUUGAUAUUGUAUGUGGGCUGGAACUGGUCUGUGACUGAAAUAAUAAAAUUCAUAAGUUAAUGCAGUUCGUUACUGGUCCUUAAAAAGAUAUUAAUGAAGAUUUGUUACCAACCCAUCUUGUCUCAUGUGCCAAAACCUGCUCCCUUUUUCCUUCUUUUAUCCAAAGUUCCUUAGUGCCCAACAACCCCCCAAACUGAGCUAUAUUUGCAGCUGAAAUAAUAAGGCACUUAUCUGAAAUGCUGCACAGCUAAACUUUUAAGUUGACACAUAUAUCUGGAGUCAGCUACUUCCACCACCCACCUAACUCUUAAAACUAACCCACUUUACGCAAGUGAUCUGUUUGGCUGGGCAGCAUGAUGCUUGAAAGAGGCCAUCGGUGGAAGUUUGCAAAUUCCAAAAGGGUUGCCCCUUGCGAGCCCAACAGGGGGAAAACAAGCAGACAAAACAGCCUUGCAGAAUCUACAAAACAGAUUUCUCCCGUUAGAAGUUUCUGCACACCAUUUGGGAAGGUUGUAGUCUUGUGAGAGAGCAUCUGCGUUGCAUGCAGAAGGUCUCAAUUUCAAUCACUGAGCAUCUCCUGGUAGCGUCAGGAGAGAGCUGCUGCUAUGCAAUGUGGAUAACUACUGAGCUAGCUGGACCAGCGAUGUAACUCAAUAUAUAAGGCAUUCGCUCUUAGGGCAAAGUUUUUCCAAAGUCAUUGUAGCUUGGAUAUGAUCUCAAUAAAACUAGAGUUCAGUGAUCUUACACAUGAUGUGUUUUAUUAGCUGAUAAUAAUAAUAAUAAUAGUAAUAAUAAUAAUAAUCUGCAAUGGUUUAUAGCUAAGACAGAUGAUGGAAGAGGCAACAUUUGGGACUGGUGCAUUUUCAUGGCAUCAGUUUUGGUGGAAGCGGGGAAUGCCCUAUCACUAAAUCAGUGACGUGGGUGCCGAGUUGAUUUCAGGAUCCUGACAUGCUCUAUCAGAGACAACCAAACUCAAAUGUGAGCAGGGAGUGGGGAGCAAAUUCCUACUCCCCCAGAGGGUGUUACCCAAUAUAUAAUUAUUAUUAUUAAUGUUGAUUGCACCAGAAUUAGACACACACAAAAGUAUUGCUUCCGCUUCAGGUUGCACCCUUAAAAAACCACAACACAUAAACAGGGAUGGGUUGGCUUUUGAAACAGCCCCUUGUAUUUUGGCAGAUGAAGUUAAAGCAUGAUUUAGAAUGAAGAUGAUAGUGGAGAGAUCAUCAUGUAUAGCAUGGUAGUGUAGUGGUGGUGAGAAAUUCAACGAUGGUUCAAGCCACAUUUUCCAACCCCUGUUUGUUGUGGAAUGUGUGGGGCCCUCACAGGAUAGAUAGGGGCCCCUAAGGGACAUGGCAAAUUGCUCCCCAUCACCCCAUCCCACAAUUGCCAAUAUCUUAUGGCAGAUGCCUCUGGGAGAGAGAGAGAGAACAAGGCAAACUCUUAUUUAAGUUGCCAAACUUCCCUGGAAAGAGAGAGACACAGAGAGAGAGAAUUUCCUCAGCUGUUUGGAUAUAUGGUAUUAUGGGGAAUUAGAAGCAGAGACAAAAGAACAUUGACUCUUGGGCUCUUCUUUCAUGAGCUCCUAGUACGAAACUGUGUUUCCCAGCCUGACCCUUAUUCUAAGGGAACCCCCUUUCUUCCAAGCAGAACUGGGGAAUCCCGCAAACUCUAGUUUGCUGAGGGUGCUGGGAACUGUAGCUCUUUGAGGGGCAAGCUACAGUUCCCAGGAUUCUUUAGGGUAAGCCUUGUGCUUGAAAUAAACAGUGUGUAGGCUGCCCAAGGAGACCUUAGGCUUCCCAGGGUCAUGCAGAAUUGAGUGCAACGGCCUACCAUGUUUAGUUUGGUCAGGGGGCUGCGAACUGGGCACGCUACAGUUCCCAGGAUCCUUAGGGCAUCUGCCUGCACUUCAAGUGUGCUUUAAACGCGGGGGGUGUACGCAGCCCCCCCAACUCUGGCCAGCUCAUGCCAAGCCUCGCACCCUCUCCUCGUCACAGGCCCGUCGACUCCAUUUCACGAAUGGUUGCGCCCCGACGUCAAGUCCAAAGGCAAUUUGCCUGUGGGGACUUAGAAAGGAGGCGAAACCUGGGGGUCGUAACCCCCUUCUUUGGCCCAGCCUGAGGGACAGUGGGUGUGUGACCGGGUGGGGGGUGGCCAGCCCUAGGCCCGUGACCGAUGGCGGGGCGGAGGCGAGGGUCCGACAUGGAGACCCAUGUGCAUGAGUGAUGGGGCAAGUCAUGGGAACCUCACCCCGAGCCCGUCACGUGGGCCGGCAGAUGGGGCGCGAGGAAGGCGGGGGGCUGCUGAGCAGGGGACGGGACAAUAGGGCCUGCCUCGGCCCCUUCUGACCCAGCCCAUUGUCCGCCAUGCCGGGCCCCCCGCAAAGCCUCUCUCAACAGCCGGGCUAUGGGGCCUCCCUGGCCAGCCAUGCAGUUGCUAAGGCGGCCUUGAAUGGUGGCAUCCAUCAAGAUGUCAAGGGGGGGACACAAUCCCGUCUCCCCACCUCCCUCGCCCCCCUUUUCUCCACAGAGCCCAUUGUCAUCACCCGGAGUUUAACUUUGUGCCGGCCGGCCGGCUGAGCAAGCGGCCCUCCCUCUGAGGGGAUUAAAGUCUCUUUAUUUAUUUCCCCCACUUCGCACAGCAGUUUCCAUCUGUUUGGUUUGGGAGCUUAUGGGGUUGGGGGAAAAAGAGAGGGAGGUUGUCUGGGGCGGCCACGUGGGCAGCGCCCGUGUGUGAACACCCCAGGGAUCCUGCGGAGAAGAAGGCCCUCUCCCCUGGGCUGAGCCUGAGGAGGGAACCUGAGGAGAAAGUCCAGCGACUUGACUUUGCUUUUCAGGAAUUUUAGGCGCCACUGCUGAGCUCAGGCCCCAGAAGUGAAGUGAGCUGCUAUGAGCGCCCCUGAGAUCUUAUGAUGAGGAAGGGUGGCACAGAAAUAAAAUAAAAUAAAAUAAAAUAAAAUUCUGGUCCUCAUGGUGCUGGAUAAACGGCUGGCUUAACUUGGAAGCUGACUUAUUCUGAGUCAAAGCUUUAGCCCAUCUCGCUCAACAUUGUCUACACUAUCAGUCUACAGUCAGUCUACACUGACUGGCAGCAGCUGUCCUGGGUUUCAGGCAGGGGAAACUUCCAGCCUUAACAGGAGAGGCCAAGGAGUGAACCAGGGAUUCGUCUCAGAAGUAGAAUCUGACUUUAUUUAUUUUGUCAUGGGUAGACUGUAGUUCAGUGGCAGAGCACGCAGAAGGUUCUGGGUUCAAAUCCUGACAUCUCCAGGUAGCAACCCAGCUUGAAAAGCUGGAGAGCAGCUGCCAGUCAGUGCACUGAGCUGGCUGGGCCAAUGGGCUAACUUUGUGAUGAAGUAGCUUCCUUUUGUUCUGGUCAAACCAUCCCUUUCUUUACAAACGUGAGGACCGUGAUCUGAAUGUAUUUUAUAGAAUCAUGGAAUCGUAGAGUUGGAAGGCACCACCGCGAUCAUCUAGUCCAACCCCCCACAAUGCAGGAACCCCUUGCCCAACAUGGGGCUUGAACCCACAACCCUGUGAUUAAGAGUCUCACGCUCUACCUACUGAGGGAAAGGAUCAUAGCUCAGGGCUAACCCACACGCUUUCCUUGUAGAAAAUCCCAGGCAUCUCCAGCUAGGGCUGGAGAAAGACUGGAAAGCCUCUGCCAGUCCGUGUAGGCAACACUGGGCUCAGUAGGCCGAUGGUAGAAAACUAAUACCAGGGUUCCUUAGUGGUAAAGCACAAGAUUUGAAGCUCCUGGGUUCAAUCCUGGGCCUCUCUAGUUAGAAAAGGAUUUAGAGCUGGGGAUUUUGGAACGAUCUUUCCGGGCCUGGGACCCUGGGAGAGUCAUGGCUAGGCAGGGGAGUUAGAACGGGCCUAGGCAGACCCGAUGUGUGUGUGUGUGACACCUAUAAGUCAGCUUUGUUACGCUCCAGGUGUGCUGGAGCCCCCAUCGCCAACUCACACAUGUUUAGAGGACACAACGCCUGCUGCCAACCUGUCCCACUGUGUCUGAGGACCCUCCUGCUCAUUCGGCUGAGUGGGGCCCCCAAAACUCUGCCUUAAAAUCCAUUGCGUCACCACCUUCGUUCUGCCCGGACACUGAGGUCCAGCGCCAAGGGCCUUCUGGCGGUUCCCUCAUUGCGAGAAGUUAGGUUACAGGGAACCAGACAGAGGGCCUUCUCGGUAGUGGCCCUCCCUUCAGAUGUGAAGGAAAUAAGCAGCUACCCUCUCUUUAAAAGACAUCUGAAGGCAGCCCAGUUUAGGGAAGUUUUUAAUAUUUAAUGCUGUAUUGUUUUUAACACUUGAUUGGAAGCCGCCCAGAGUGGCUGGGGAAGCUCAGCCAGAUGGGUAGGGUAUAAAAAAUAAAUUAUUAUUAUUAUUAUUAUUGCCUUACAAGCACCACACCUGCCCCAGCUGUGUAUGACUUGGAGCCCUUGCCCACACGCCCUCAACCCCUCCAAGUCUGGGACGCAAGCCGACGUGUGGCAGAGCGUGCUGGGAGCGCAUCAUUUCGGCGUGGUGCCAACCCACCCCUCACCCCAAAUCCAACUUCCUUCUUUUUUGUCCCUUUUUUUGGCAGACACCCCGACUGUCGGAAGGUGUGGCCAGAGACAGAGCUGGCCCUCUUUGGUCUGCGGCCAAAAAACACGGCUUGUGAAUGAAAUGCCUCUUGGAUGUGUUGUGUGGGUGGGCAAGGGGGGGGGGAGAGAAGAGGGGGCAACGACCCCCAAUGGGGUGUGGUAUGGGCCAGGAAGUGAGGGUGAAAGGAAGCGAGAUUAGCCCCUUUGAAGCUAUAGAAAUCGCCCCACUCGGAAGCCAAGAGGCUCUUAAUUGCCCUUGUUCUUCCCCAAGUCCCCAGAGCUAAUUUUAGACUCCCGUUCAAGGCUCUUUGGCAGUCAGAGGCAAUUUGGGGACAUAAGGGGAGGGGGAUGAGGGGGUUUUUUGUGGGGGGAGGGAGAGCAGUGAAGACGGGGUCUUGGCACGAGAAUUGCAGGAUGAGAAGGAGCAAUGUCACCUCUUUGCUUGUUGUUGUUGCAAACAAUGAUUUAAUAAUAAUCAUUGUUGGUUAUUAAUAAUCAUUGUUGCUAGUUAGUUUACUACAUUUAUAUCUCACUUUUUCCUCCCUCCAGCUUCCUCUGCUCUUUUUAAAAAUCAUCUCUUAGUUCAGAACAAUGAGGACUGGAAUCUUACUAUUGUAUUUAAGGGAAGAGGUAGAUCAUCUGCUUUGCGUGCAAAAGGUCCAAGGUUCUGUCCCUUCCAUCUCUAAGUAGAGCUGGGAAUUGUCCCCUCUCCUGAAAACAUGGAGAGCUGCUGUCAGUCAGUGUAAACAAUAUUGAGCUAGAUAGACCCAAGAGUCUGAAAGUAAGAGAUGUUUUUUUUGUUGAUUGAGUACAGAGAAGUUCUGUUUUUCUCUCAAGGGCAAGAGCUAUAACUCAGUGGCAGAGUGCCUUUUUAAAAAAAAAAACUUAUUGUUGAUUUUAAUUAUUUUUCAAAAUGUUUCAAAUAGCUGUUUUUACAGAUAAUUUUAUUCUUCAUUUUGCAAAGCACUUUGAGGUUUCUUUGGGUUGUUGUUUUUAUACAAUCAAGUAGUAUAUAAAUUUUGUGGAGACGACCAGUUAAAUUCUUCUGGGGAGCAAACUCUUUUCUGUCAGAAUGCCUGGUUUUAACAACUGUCUUAUCCGUGCAAAGUAUUUUGUUUUUGGCAAUGGCUUUGGCAAACGAAUAAAUAAUACUUGUAUUCGUUUUCUUCUCUUCUUUUGUAAAUUUCAUUCAGGUUUUGCUUAGGGUUUUCUGUUUUCCGAUCAAGCGGUAUACAAGUUUUAUUUAUUUCAUAAAACGUGUACGCCGCUUGGUCGUAAACAAAGCAAAACGAAACCCAACAACCCUCAAAGCAAAUUUUAUGAAAUAAAUAAAUACAUAUCCUGUUGCUUUUAAAACAAACAAACAAACAAACAACCACCCACCAUGGAUGGUGGAGUCUGGCUUGCCAGGCCUGUAAAUCUUAUUCUUUCUCACAGGCCUGGCCUACCCUUCAGAGCUGGCGUUCCUCUUGGAGCCCAGCGACGUGAUCGCCAUCCGAGAUCGCCCGCUCCUCUUGCACUGCCAAGUGGAAGGUGAGGCGCCCAUCGCCAUCACCUGGUACCGGAACGGGGCAGCCCUCUCCAACGACAGCCAUGCCACCAUCUUGUCCAACGGCUCCCUGCGGCUGGAAAGCGUGCACCGGCGGCCCCGGGGAGGCGGAGCGGCGGACGCCAAUGCCACGAGCGACUCCAGCGCCGGAGAGUACAGCUGCACUGCCCAGAACCGCUACGGCCUGCUGGUCAGCCGCAAGGCCCGAGUGCAAAUUGCGAGUGAGUUUGGGCCGGCCAAGAUGGCCGCCAUUUGGCGCUAUCUUCUGUGGGUUCAAAAAGGAUGCAGUGGGCGGGCUGGGAGCAGCGCUGGAUUUAGGGUGGUGCGGGAAGUUAUCCCACAAUGGGUGAGGAAGUCAAGGGGGCUCCAAACCGAGAAGAUCUAUCAUGGAGAAGAUCCAUUUGGGGGUUCAAAUUUGUGCCAAGCCGAGAGGGUCCAAAAUGGAGAAGUUCCAUAAUUGGGAAGAUCCGUUUUGGGAGGGUGCCAAAUUUUGGCCUUGUACAGGGUGCCAUAUUACAAAAAAUUUACCCAAGUCCACCCCUGGUGGGAGUGUUUUCUUGUUUCGUUUCCAUGCUUUUUAUUAACUCUGUAAUUUAUACAUCGGGGUGGAGGCGCUCAGGCCUGAGGGAGGUUAUAUUCGGCUCUCCAGACCUUUCUGCCUGACCCUCAGAAAUCUCCUCAGGCAGAAGGACCUGGGUUCAAUCUUCAGCAUCUCCAGGUAAGUCUGGGAGAGACCUCCUGGAGAGUCACUGCCACUCAGUGUAGGCCAGGCUUCCUCAACCUCGGCCCUCCAGAUGUUUUGAGACUACAAUUCCCAUCAUCCCUGACCACUGGUCCUGCUAGCUAGGGAUCAUGGGAGUUGUAGGCCAAAAACAUCUGGAGGGCCGAGGCUGAGGAAGCCUGGUGUAGGCAAUACUGAACUUGAUGGACCAAUGGUCUGACUCCAUAUGAGGCAGCUCCCUCUGUUCCAACUGUCUUGCUGACCAUUAUUACUCUUCUCCCACCAAUCCAAGUUUGGAUUGUAACGUCCUUGGGUCUGGGAUCUCUUCCUCCGUCUCUUACACCACACGAACUGUAAUGUCCUUGGGGCAGGGGCUUCCGCUCCCAAAAGUGCCAUGCAUGCUGACGGUUCUACGUACAGCUGUAGCUUGGUUCUCAAACAUAAUCCGUUCCGGAAGUCCAUUCUGUGGGAUGCAAAACUUAUAGCAGUCAAGUACAACAUUCCUACAGUGGACAUGUUAGGAGAUGUUUUGUACCACUCAGGAGAAGACUUCCUAUUUCCUCCUGAGUUGGAACAGACUUCCACUGCAUGUGACUUGAAGAGGGUAUGCUGUGUUGCACUAGCACAUGGCCUCCAUGUUCUGAUCGGUGUGUGCUCUCCAUUUUGUAUGUUGCUGUGUGUUUGGAGAAGUGACAGCUUAGUCGCAGUCACUUGUUGGGACUAACUCCUUUAUGGAAUAGUUCUAGUUGUUACGUAACCUAAGCCUGCCUUCAGGGAUAUGUUUGUGAACCUGAAUGAAUCUGUGAGUAAACUACUUUUAUAUUAACAUUAAUCAGAUUCUUGUGUUUAUUCUUUUUAAGAGGGAUUAGAAGGGAUUUUACCAUGAAGGGAUCUUUAAUAGUAAGACUCAGAUGAGUCAGGAACAAGCUGAUUGCUGCAUAAUUUAAAAAGUGGGAUGUUUGGAACUCUGCUGGAAUACGGAACUUGCUAGCGCAAGUUAGGAAGGAUAUCAUUCAAUAAUAUAUCCUCUCCUGCCUCCCUAAUCAUCCCCACACAUUUGACUUCCGAAAACGUUCAAUAGCCAAGGCCUGGCUUCCGAUUGGUUGUGGGAGCUUCCUGCACUCAGUCGGAAGCCGUGGGAAGCCGUGUAGGAUGUUUGGCUUCCGGAAAACGUUCGCAGACCAGAACACUCAUGUCUGGGUUCGCCGCGUUUGGGAGCCAAAACAUACAAGUCCCAAGGUACUGAAGCACGUGAACGUAAGCUUGGCGUUAACAAGGAUCAGGCAGACUCAGCAAUGGAGAAUAAGAAGGUGAAGUUUAUUGCCAGGCAAUAAGGACCCAGUUUGGAAUCUCUUCCAAAAGGAACUGGGACCCCGAUUGACAGAAAUCCAGAGGUCUUUAUACCUGAGCAGAUCACAGCAAAUCAUAGAUCAUGAGACAACCAUGAGGCAGUCACGAUAUCGCCAGUGAAAAUUAGCCAAUUAGCAAGCUUCUUGCCAUGCUUCCAGCUCCUGGUCAAGCACUGGUCAAGCAUGGAGUUCUAGUUCUGCUUUCCGCUGCUUGCAGUGAUGCUCUGUCUAACCUCUAGUUAUGACAGGACAGGGAGUAUUGGAGAUUUUGCGGUUUAGCUCUUCCUGUUCUGUGGAUUAAUUUAGCCUGUAUCUGAGGGGAUUUUGUACCAGUAUCUCUGAUUCACGUCUUCCCCUUGUCCAGGGUACACGGAUGUUUGUAGGGGAAAGGUCGGCUCCUAAUUUUGCUGUUUCAAGCAGUAUGCAGUUAGCUAAGGCACAACUUCCCUUUGAUUCAAAAUGGAUUAUACAAUACUGUAAGACCUGAUUAUGUGUGAGCAUAUAUGAAUAUAUUGAUUACUGAUAACUGAUUAUAUGAAUUGCAUAAGGGUAGCCCUUCUUCCUUGCCUCAGUACGACUGUAGAUGAUGCCAGCAACAUUGGUGGGGCGAGCUCUGCAUGCGUCUUGGGGGUGGCGGUGGUGAUCGCGCCCUGUUUCUCCCCGCAGCUCUGUCCAAAUUCCACAUGCACCCGGAAUCCAUGGCCGUAGAAGAGGGAGGCGUCGCCCGGUUCCAGUGCUUCAUCCAGGGCGUCCCCGAAGCCACAAUAACCUGGGAGCGCAACCGCACAGCCCUGCUGACGGAUGACUACCGGUGAGCUCUUGAAAGGGCCUGGGGUGCUGGUGGUACGGUUGGAGGGGACUGGUGCGCUUGUGUGUUAUGGAUUUGGUUUGUGGUGAGUGAGUGUAAGGUGAGGGAAGGAAGCGUCCCAGGAAUCAGCAAUAACCAACAAGGCAGGACUUUGGAAGGGAGCAACGUCCCAGCUAAAGAGGACGGGCAACUCAAGUUGAUAGAAUAUGCACAACUUGCAGGUUUAACAUACAGCAUAAGAGAGGAAGAAGAACAUACCGUAUUUUUCCGUGUAUAAGACUAGGUUUUUCUCCUUAAAAAUAAUGUCAAAAAUUAGGGGGUGUCUUAUACACGGAUACAUCUCCCCUCAUUUUCUUAAAUCUGAGUCCCCCAAAAUAGGGGGCAUCUUAUAUAUGGGGGCGUCUUAUAGAUGGAAAAAUACAGUUUAAAGCAGAUUAGAAAACGUUUAUUGAGUACAUGGGAAAUAGCUGUAUACAGCUGAAAACACUGACAGCGUUAAGAUAAAUUCAACAGAGUAAAUAAUUCUUGAUGGGUGUAAGGGUGGAAAAUUGAUUUGAAUGGUUAUAACAAAAUAUGCAGAUGGAUGUAAGAUAUGUAAAAUGGAAAGAGAAGAAGGGAAGUUGUAUAGUUUAAAGUUUGUAAAAUGUUGGUUUGAAAUUGUAAAACAGAAAAUUUAAUGAAAGUGUGUGUAUGUGUGUGUGUGUGUGUGUAUAUAUAUAUAUAUGUGUGUGUGUGUAUAUAUAUAUAUGUAUGUAUAAAACCAAGGCAGGACUUGGGGGCAAAGUCCUGGGCUUCACCUCCUGCCAACCUAGCAGUUUGAGAACAUGUCAAAGUGCAAGUAGAUAAAUAGGUACCACUCUGGCGGGAAGGUAAACGGCGUUUCCGUGCGCUGCUCUGGUUCUCCAGAAGUGGCUUAGUGAUGCUGGCCACAUGACCCGGAAGCUGUACGCCGCCUCCCUCAGCCAAUAAAGCGAGAUGAGCGCCGCAACCCCAGAGUUGGCCACGACUGGACCUAAUGAUCAGGGUCCCUUUACCUUUACCUUUACCUGGGCCUCACUCAGCUGCUGGUCACUUAGCAGAGUUGGUAGAUUUGUCCUGCUUCCCUACUCCCUUCCAUUUUCCCCCUAUCCAUGUUAUCCAUUUCACUGGGCAUCAUAAGCCAUCUCUAAGUCCCAAAGGCUGCAGCCUUCCUUGAAAGGGGAUCCACUCCCCCGCCGGCCCAGGGGAGGCGGGAGACCCACUUCCAACCUCUUCUCUGUUUCAUUCUCUCUCUUCCUAAUUCUGCCAGGUACACGCUGCUCCCCACUGGGAUCCUUCAGAUCACGGGCGUGCGGCGUUCCGACGUGGGCACCUACCGCUGUGUGGCCAGCAACAUCGCCAACACCCGUUACAGCCAGGAAGCCAUGCUGAGCAUUAGUGGUGAGAAUCAGCCGAGGGCCAUCCAGCCCUCUGCAAUACAGGACCCACAGCUGAAUCACAUCUGGGAUGAGGCAGGGAAGCCAGCUGAUUUUCCUUGGGGGGUAUUUGGAAAAUUGGCCGCUGGUCUAGUGAGCUAGAGAGAGGGCGUGGAGUUGGCAAGGUGGGGCAGGGGUUUCUCUGGGGUGCUUUCGAAACCAGAAGUUGUAUCUGACGAAGUUGAGAUUCCGAUAGCUGAGAUUCCUUUGCAUUGCAGGGGGUUGGACUAUAUGACCGUAGGUGUCCCUUUGAACUCUAAGAUUCUAUGAAGUUCUAUAUAGAACUGCUACAUAGAACCCUAUAUCGGGCACGUGUGUUAACUUGGGUGGGCCUACUCUGAGCAGGGCUAAGAAUGGAUACAAAUAACACAGAAAGAUGCCUUGCAUUAGGAAGAACGGCAAAGAAAAAAAUAUAUGUGUCCAUCAGGAGAAACGCACGCUAAAAUACUGAGAAUUUUUUUGUGUGAGGGCUUAGAAAAGAAGUUUGUGAGCUGAUGCGGAAAUGUGGAGAACUGGACUGAACUCUGGGGAAACAAGAAGCCAAAAUGAACAGACAGCAUUAAUUAAAGAAAGGUCCAAGUUGUCAGUCCCUAUGGCUGAAUCAAGGAAAAACGAGGAACCGAGGGAAACCGUAACUGGCAGAUUAGUAAGAGCUGCCUCUUUCAGAGGCUAAGCUCGGAUUGCUUUCUGUGCCUCUGGAAAUGAUGGGCUCAGAAGUUCAGGGGGACGAGGCACCCACCUCAUUUCCCCUCCAUUCUCUCUCACCAGUCUCAGUGGCCAAGCUCUACAAGGAGCCGGUCAUCCUCUCCGGUCCGCAGAACCUGACCAUCACAGUGCACCAGACGGCCAUCUUGGAAUGCAUCGCUACUGGCAACCCUCGGCCGAUCGUGUCUUGGAGUCGCUUGGGUGAGUGGGGAAAUUGAGAGAGAGUAAUCAUAUUUGUGUAACCAGACCUCAUGCCAUUAUGGAGGGAGAGAGAAGCUUUUCUGUGGAGGUCCGUGUUUGCGUGACACUGGCACACUCGCCGUCCCUACAAAUCUUAAUGUCUCGCCUUCUCUCUCUCUCCUCACAGACGGACGUUCCAUCGGCGUUGAAGGGAUCCAGGUCCUGGGAACUGGGAACCUCAUGAUCUCAGACGUGUCCGUGAAGCACGCCGGAGUUUACGUCUGCGCUGCCAACCGGCCUGGCACCAGGGUUCGCCGUACGGCACAGGGCAUCCUCAUGGUUCAAGGUGAGUGUGGGCCUCAGCGGACCAGGGUGGCGGUGUCUGGCUAGAGUACUUGGCCUGCGUUGCAUUCCUUGUCCUUUCUGCCAUCGGUGGGGAGAGUGUCGGGCGGUGUGCGGCGUUCUGCAUGGAGCAGAAAUUAAAGGGAAGCAUGCGAUUCUGAGCAUGUGCAAAGCGUAUGCCCUUUUCUCAGCACACCUAGUUUGUCCAGAACCAGUGCAGUGUACUGAUUAAAGUGCCAGACUAGAACCUAGGUUAAAAUCCCCAUUGGGGAUUAUAGUGGUACCUCAGGUUAAGAACUUAAUUCGUUCUGGAGGUCCAUUCUUAACCUGAAACUGUUCUUAACCUGAGGUACCACUUUAGCUAAUGGGGCCUCACACUGUCGCCACAUGAUUUCUGUUCUCAUCCUGAAGCAAAGUUCUUAACCCGAGGUAAUAUUUAUGGGUUAGCAGAGUCUGUAACCUGAAGCGUCUGUAACCUGAAGCGUAUGUAACCCAAGGUACCACUGUAUUAUUAUUAUUAUUAUUAGUAUUAUUAUUAAAAAACCAGUAACACGCCCACCUCAAAGUGAUGUGGAGAUAUGGAGAUAUUGCAACUGUUUGGGAAAAAAUGAUAAAAUGAGAUAAAGUGAAAUUGGCAGCUUUUUUUAUAUAAAAAAUCCCCAGGUUUCUAGUCCCUAUGGUAGAAUUGAAAGCAUGUGAGUUAUGCCUGGUGGAGGAAUCCAGAAAACCAGCAGACAUCUGAUUAGACACUAAGUGGACUAGAAUGGCUAUGCAGGUUCCAAAUCUUCCUUAUCAUGCUUAUUUUAAUAGCCGACGUAGGUGGGAAACAGAACUUCCAUGUUCAGGUAUAGCCUGCCUCUGAACGCCAGACCCCGGGGAGAGCUGUUACCAUUGUGCUUGUGGACUAUCGGGCUGGACGCUGACGGAAUCAGGAUACUGGGGAUAGCGGGAUUGUUUCGGUUUAACCCCUCAAGGCUCUUCGCCUAUGUGAGCGUCGGGGCAAGAGGUUUCCCCCUCCCCUUGGGAUUUUGCAACAGACAAGCCUUCACCCCCCCCCACAUCCUAACACUGAUUAAUCUUCCCCCCAGUAAUCACCACCAUCAAUGUCAACACAAGCCAUCAAGAGGGGUGAAGCGGUUUCGUUGGAGCCUCAUAAAUGUUUUACUGGGGUUCUGAAUCUGUCGGCCGGUGACCUAACCCGCCACCAUGUUUUUGCCUGUGAAAAAUCCCUGAUUACGCUGGUAAAAACAUCUCUGAGUCCGUAAGGCCUCCUAAGUCCGGCUACAAACCCCGGUGACCUUUGCCUCCCGGACACAAAGUCCUGGACGCCUCACCAUGAACGGCUCUUCUCCUCAAUUUUCUGCUCGACAGAAAUUGCAAUGUCCCCUUGUCUUGGCUCUCUCUCUCUCUUCAAGGUGUUUUGUCCCCGAUAUCAGUUUCAUUUCAGAACAUCUCGCUGCCCCCUCUCCUUGCCUCUCUCCCCCGCCCCGCCGCUUUCUCAUCUCAAGGGUUGAUGAGAGGCAGGAUCGAACCAGCCCCCAGAGCGGCCAUCGAUUCUGGGCCGUGGCUCAGAUAAAGAGAUGUGGGGUCGAUUCCAUGACCCAUGUGCUGAGGACAAAAGGGCCUUGGGGGUGAUUGAUGGGAGCAAAAAAAACCAAAACAGCCACCCCACAACCCUGUCAGGAGAACGGCGUCGGCCAAAUGGACCCCUUGCGGUGGCGGUGAAUUCGGAAUUGCCAGGGCUCUGUUUUCAUACAAAGGUGUGUGUGUGUGUGUGAAGAAAGCAGCGGUCUGUGUUGGGGAGUCAAGGGAUACAGGAACGCCCCUUAAGCCUUCCUCUACCCCCUUCAGCACGUGAGCUGUGGCUGUUCAAGGGUCCGCAGGAGAGGUCAAGGGUGCGAUGAGAAGGUGGGUGAAGAUGGAGUCUCCGAGGUUUGGCCGGCAUGUCUCAGCUGGGAAUGACACACUUGACUUUGCGGGGUGAAAGGGCAGAGGUCAUGACCUCCUCGUCCACACACACACACACUGCUGCCAGAUCCCCUUCGAUUUCUUCUCUCUAGGAUGACACAUGAAUAUGGACUUGGAGGUGAAAAUGGAAAAAUAGGAGGAUCAGUCCAUUGUUAAGAGGCAAAGAGGUGUUUAGCGUGGGGGUCAGCCCCCUAAGCUAUCAGAAGUGUUCAGGUGCAGAAUGGGCUGGCUUAGAGGUCCGCUGCUUAGAUUAAAAAGGGGGUGGAGAGUGUUAGGCUGUUGGGACAGUGGGUCCCUCUCCCAGUGUGGUGCAGUGGUUAGAGUGUCGGAUUAGGACCUGGGCAAGAUCAGGGUUCGAAUCCCCCCCUAUCCCAUGCAGCUGCCCUUGAGCUCUCUGGAGGAAAAGGUGGCAUUAAAACCGAUAUACUGCGGAGAUGAAAGGAACAUUAGGAAGGUGACUUAGAGUAUGUCAGGCUAUUUCUUCACCUCCAGAAUACCACAACACAUAGUCAUUGCUGUUUCCACUUUUUAUAUUGUAAUAAUCAAACUAUUAGCAUGUAACAUCAUUAAUUACCUAAAUUAUAGCAAUAGAAACAGCCAUGGCAAAUGACUAGGUCAACACACACCACAAUCGCCUCAUUACGUAAAUCAUGUUCAGAAUACCACAAAACAUAAUAAUAGUGAUAUGAUAUGUUAUUGCCACCAGGAACUGUGCUUUGCAAUUUUUUGAUAUGACAGUUACAGUUUUAUUGUAUAUAAUGUUAUGUUACUUUACAGCCAGUUAAGUGUGUGUUGUGGUAUUCUGAACAUGAUUUAUGUAAUGAGGUGAUUGUGGGGUUGACCUAUUUAUUCACCUAGGCAAGUAUAGCUUACUCUGGCUGGCAGCAUCCAUCUAGGCGCUCAGGUUAUAAAGGUUCUUCCCCAUUGCCUGCCUGCUUCUAACCACGGAUGCCAGAGAUGGAAUCUUCUGCAUUCAUAGCAGGUGUUCUGUGGCAUUCGGAGCAGAGGAAGCCACUUCGGCCUGAGUCAAGCUCUUGACCCAGCUAGCUUACCAUUGUCCUCACUGACCGGCAGCCCAAGGUUUCAGGGAAGGGACGGCUCUCAAGCCUUCCGGGAGAGGCUGGGGGACUGAACCUUCUGCAGGCAAAGCAGAUUCUCUCCCACCCAGCUGCAACCCUUCCCUUAAAAAGAAUGCAAGGUUCUAGUCCUCAAACUUUUGAACAAAGGCCAGUGGCUCUCCAGGUUUUCAGGUGUGGGACAACUCCUAGCCUUACUUGGAGAACCUGGGACCUUCUGUCUGCAAGGCAGGUGCUGUAUUCCUGAGCGAUGGCUAGGGGGCUAUCCAGAAGGCCCGGGGGGGGGGGUAUCUCUAUGUCCCUUCAGAUUCUUUUAAACUCCCUGCUUCCUGACCUCCUGUUAUCUCCCAGCUCCGCCAAGAGCAAGGGUCCGAGCGAGCAUAUGUUUCAGGGUGGUUGCUGGGCGUGUGAGAGGGUGCGCAGAUUCCUCUGGCGCAUUCUAUGGGGCACAGGGAAAGGGCAGAGUUCGCUCUCUCGCCCCCUUCCAUUGCCAUGCCGGCCCCGUCUGGACGACAAAGCCAUUUUCAAGUGAGGGGCCGUCUCUCCUCUCCUUUGUUUGGGGGGCGAGGCGGGGAGGGGCCCGCUGUGCAUUUCCCAGCCCUUUGGCGAGCUAAUGAGAUGCGGCCCGUCUCGCAAGCUUAAAGCUUCUUUUCUGGAGGGUGUCAGGCCUUUCAAUGUGACAUCUGCCUCCGAGGCCGCUCCCACGCUGCGGCCAGGGGUGGGUGGGGGGAUGUGGAGAGGGGCUCCUCUCGGCUGUGGCGCAGCUGGGGGACCAGGACCGAUCCAUGGGGCUGUGGCGCCCGAGCCCGAUUCCUUCCACAGCCAGCCUGCACUGCAAAGAGGGAUUUAGAUGUCGUUCGAAAAUGGCUCCAAAAAGUCCAGUUCAAAACUUAAAGGAGGCCACAUGCCAUAUCAUAUUGCCUUAAAAUUUGUGGCUUUCCCUCUGAGAAUAUUGGGAACUGGAGUUUGCUACUGAGCUACAAUUCCUAGUGUGGUUUAGCACCCCAGGGAACUCUGGGUAUUGGACGGGAAGAGGGGGGUCUCUUAACAAAACUCAUCACCCUUAGCAAACUGCACUUAAAGCAUCAACAUACACAGAGCCCCCAAGUGUCCCUAUUUUCCAGGGACAUCCCUGAUUUAGAGAAGCCGUCCCAGUUUCUGAUUUGAUCCUGGAAUGUCCUAAAACGAUGGAGGGUAUGGAGUUAUCAGAGCCCUCGAACCAUCUGAAGACAAUCCUGUAUACAGUGUUACCUCGGGUUAAGUACUUACCGUAUUUUUUGCUCUAUAAGACGCACCAGACCACAAGACGCACCUAGUUUUUGGAGGAGGAAAACAAGAAAAGAAAUAUUCUGAAUCUCAGAAGCCAGAACAGCAAGAGGGAUCGCUGCGCAGUGAAAGCAGCAAUCCCUCUUGCUGUUCUGGCUUCUGUUGAUAGCUGUGCAGCCUGCAUUCGCUCCAUAAGAUGCACACACAUUUCCCUUCACUUUUUAGGAGGGAAAAAGUGAGUCUUAUAGAGCAAAAAAUACGGUAAUUCAUUCUGGAGGUCCGUUCUUAAUCUAAAACUGUUCUUAACCUGAGGUACCACUUUAGCUAAUGAGGCUUUCUGCUGCCGCUGCGCCGCCAGCCCACGAUUUCUGUUCUCACGCUGAAGCAAAGUUCUUAACCCGAGGUAUUAUUUCUGGGUUAGCGGAGUCUGUAACCUGAAGCAUCUGUAACCUGAAGCAUCUGUAACCCGAGGUACCACUGUAAAGGUAAAGGAUCCCUGACAGUUAUGUCCAGUCGCGAACGACUCUGGGAUUGCGGUGCUCAUCUCGCUUUACUGGCCGAGGGAGCCGACGUUUGUCCGCAGACAGUUUUUCUGGGUCAUGUGGCCAGCAUGACUAAGCCACUUCUGGCGAAACCAGAGCAGCGUACGGAAACGCCGUUUACCUUCCUGCCGUAGUGGUACCUAUUUAUCUACUUGCACUUUGAUGUGCUGUAUAGGGAAGCUUUAAAAAUGUUUAAUGUUUUAUUAUGUUUUUAUAUGUGUUGGAAGCCACCCAAAGUGGCUGGGACAACCCAGUAAGAUGUGUGGGGUAUAUUGUAAAAUUAUCAUUAUGGAAGGGGACGCCCCUAUUUUCAUCGGAGAAAGGUUGAAGGAUAUGCAUACACCUUCAAGCAGUCUUGGCUUCUCCCAAAGCAUCCUGGGAACAGUAGUUUGUUAAGGGUGCUGAGGAUACCCCUGUUCGCCUCACAGAGCUACAAUUCCUGGAGUGGUCAAAUGGUCAAUCCCUUUUCCAAGGGAAUUCUGGGAAUUGGACCUCUGCGAGUGGGACUUCCUAACUACUCUCAUCAUCCCUAACCAACUACAAUUCCCAGGUUUCUUUGGGGGAAGCCGUGACAGUUUAAAGUGGUAUAUGCUGCCCACAUUAAACGACUGUGUGGAUGAGCCCAGAGAGAGAAAUUGGCUGCUUUCGGAGCAAACGGAAGCAGCAAUUCAGGACGGGGGGGCGGGCGGAGAUGAUUUAGGACGAGUUGCAUUCGCUUAACACAAUGAUUUCUUUUAGUUUCUUAGCGAAGGAGAACCAGGAAAGCAUUUUGGUGGAUCCAGAGAAGGGGGGAGGAGGGUCAGAAACUAAGAACGAUGUGCGAAAUCUAAUAAGUGAGGGGGUUUUAUUUUAUUUUCUGCCCAUUGCAGAGAGCUGUUUUGCUCCUCUGUGUGUGUGUGUGUAAUGCCCUCUUCUUUGAAAACUUUUUUUUUUAAAAAAAACCGUGAACAGUACGAAAUUUCCAGGGCCUCGUCUCUGUGCAAUUUGUGUGCAUUCUGCAUAAUGCAGGAUUUGCAAAGAGAGGGGGAGAGAGAGUUCGUGCGUCUGACAGGGUUGAGUGGAUUUGUAAUUGUGUCUAGCGGUAACUCUGCCCCACCCCACCCCCCACCCCCUGGGGCGGGGGGGGAGGAGGGAGGUGACCCCGGCAACCAGAUCCUGAGGGAGAGAGAGGCUGCAAAAUGGGCAAUGGACAUUAUUUUUGGCACAUCUGAGUCCUCGGAGCCGGAAGAGAAGGGAGCAGGGCAAGGGCAGAUUCGGAAAGGGUCACGAGAAACUGUGGCGUUGGUCCACAGAGCGCCAUGCGGGUGUGGAUGCGCCGAGGGGAGAGACACGGGGUGCGCACACGCAAUUCCAUGCGUGUUUAUGCAUGCACAUGACUCCAACCCCCCCCUUCUAUUUUUUUUGCAUUUAUGCCCCACACAUUUUUCUCUAAGGAGCUCAUGCAAAGCAGAUGUUUGGCUGCUGAGCUGUAGCCCCCUUCAGAAUAGGAGCUUAUACCAAGUCACAACUAGCUCAGGGCCCCACUCUUUUGGGGGCCCCCCAAAAAAAAAUUAAAGGAAAAAACACACCUGGAUGUACAUUUCCAAAAUAUAAGAUAAAAAACAAAUAAAAUAAAACCUACAUACAGCAGCAGUGUUUUGUGUUGUGUAGGCACCCAUGAUGUAAGUCAUGGGUAGGCAAACUAAGGCCCAGGGGCUGGAUCCGGCCCAAUUGCCUUCUGAAUCCGGCCCGCAGAUGGUCCAGGAAUCAGCGUGUUUUUAUAUGAGUAGAAUGUGUUCUUUUAUUUAAAAUGCAUCUCCGGGUUAUUUGGGGGGCAUAGGAAUUUGUUCACCCCCCCAAAAAAAAUAUAGUGCGGCCCCCCACAAGCACUGAGGGACAGUGGACUGGCCCCCUGCUGAAAAAGUUUGCUGACCCCUGAUGUAAGUCAUGGGUCUCGCCUGGUAGCCUGCUCCCUAAAAUAUCACUGGUUUGCUCAUUUUUAUAUAUGGGGUGCCUACAUUCUGCAUGGACUGGUUGCAUGGCAACAUGCGCAAACGGCUUAAGAUACCUAUUAGGUCCAUAAAUUACCAUAUAACAUAUAUUCAGCACAAAAAACAGCGACAAUUUGUUGUUGACGAAGGACAGCUGGACAUAUAAAGGGCCCCAUUACCUUCAGCAGCCGAGGGCCUCAUCAGAAUUAAAUCUUGCCCUGUCUGCAUACCCUUCUGCAUACAAAGCAAAAUCUCUGAGCUUGGGUGCUUCAACCCUGGCCACCCUCUUCUGAACAUUUAUGGGUGGAUAGACAGAUCCAGUAAAUUAGAUAAGGCAGAUCAAGCAGGGCAGAGAGGUCUUGCUGAAGUGUUCAUUUAGUUUAGAGAAGGGUGAUCCUCAUGUUCUUAUGCCCUUAGGCUUGCUUUUUUCAAACCAGCCAUUGCCAGUAAUGUUCACGACCCUAAGAUGUUGGCUUGGUACCAUGACUAAACUUCCCUUCCUCCUCUCCUCUCCCCCUCAGCCCCGCCGGAGUUUGUGCAAUGGCCCCAAUCUGUCUCCAAGCCCCCCGGCAGCAGCGCUAUUUUCACCUGCGUGGCCCAAGGUGUGCCGGAACCCCACCUGAUCUGGCUGAAGAACGGCAAGGUCCUGGCGCCCGGCGAGAACAUCAAGCUGACGCACAACAACAGGUGAGACCGGGAACGUCCUCAGGGAACACACUUAGAAAGGAUUAAGCCAGGGCUGGGCAGUGGUGGCAGCUGGUGCCCUUUGGGGUCUGGUGGGACGGAAGGCAGGGAGCCCAGCAGUAGGGGGCGCCAGAGCCAACCAGAGGAGAGUCAACUAAUUCUAGUUUUAUCCCCAUCCUACUUCCUGCUGAAGGAGCUCUAUGUAGAGAGAGGGAUGUGUGUCUGUGUCUGUGUGUAUUCAGGAAACACAGGAAGAGUGUAACUUUCAAAAGGCUGGAGGGAGAGAGACAGACAGACAGACAGACAGACAGAGAACAUUUCUCAGCCAUUAAGAACUCUUUAUCUCCCUUUUCUCCAUCAGUUUGUUAAACAACGCAGAUGGCAAAUUCCAUCCAAAUAUGAUUUCAUCUGCUGCUGUUUUUGAUUAUAUGAGUUUCUGAUCCACUCCGUGUGUCUUAUCUUGGAAUACUGCCAUGUUGCCUCUGUUGUACAGGCUUCUUUUAAUAUUUUUUCUUUCCGUCUUUCAUCUCCUUACCUUAUACCUGACCAUGCUCUACUUUCCCCCCUGUUGAAUUGUAGGAAUACUUUGUUAGUCAUGUUGUAUACUUAGUAAAACAAUAAAACAUUUUUUUAAAAAUCCUGGAAGCAUAGGACGGUCGCAGCAUGCCAUUAUUAUUAUCAAUUAUCAAUUUUAUCCAUUUCAAUAAUUUUAUAAUCAUUUUAACAUUUUGAAACCUGACUUCCUUCCCCCCUCUUUCUGCGGUUCCUUAAAUUUAUUUUUUUAUAUUUUCUGCAUAUUCCAAAUUACUCAUUUAUUCAUUUGGGGACAUUUACCUCCCUUUUCUCUGUCAGGCUACAAAAACUAAUAAUUCAAAAUUCUGUGCCAUGUUCACAACAGUCAAGGCAGAUGAGUGCCUUAACAGUGGUUAAAGCCUGCACCUGCCGAACCAGGUGUUUUCAAAAUGAAAAUCAGCAGAGUUGUGCCUUUUUCUAAACAAAAGAGAAGACUUUCCACCUCUUCUGCCACAGCACCUUCUGUCUUUGUCUUGCUAAUGCCUCUUUCCCCUCAAAAAAACCUUUCCAUAGCACCUUGAUGAUCCAGCGGAUUACCUCAGCGGACGAAGCCAUCUACCAGUGCAUUGCAGAAAACAGCGCAGGGACCAACCAGGCCAGCGCCCGGCUAGCUGUGGCCCUGUCCAAGGAGCUCCCCAGCUCCCCAGAAGGGGUCCAGGCCACUGCCCUCUCCACCACCUCCAUCCAGGUGUCUUGGCUGGAGCCCCCCAUGGAAGUGACAGAGGCCAUAAUCGGUUACGUGCUGCACAUCCGCAAGGCGGGAGGUGAGUGGUGAGCCUCACCCCAAAUUCCCACCCAAGGUUCACUUUCCAGGCGCAGGUUUGGUGGACUACGUACACCAGGGAUGGUGCCGCAGUAGAUGGUGCCGCAGUAAAAGAUUUCAUUUUCUUACAAAUGCGGAAGGCAUAAACUUGACAUGAGCCAACAGUGUGACGCGGCAGCUUAAAAAGCCAAUGCAAUUCUGGGCCUCAUCAAUAGGAGUAUAGCAUCUAGAUCAAGGGAAGUAAUAGUGCCACUGUAUUCUGCUCUGGUCAGACCUCACCUGGAGUACUGUGUCCAGUUCUGGGCACCACAGUUCAAGAAGGACACUGACAAACUGGAACGUGUCCAGAGGAGGGCAACCAAAAUGGUCAAAGGCCUGGAAACGAUGCCUUAUGAGGAACGGCUAAGGGAGCUGGGCAUGUUUAGCCUGGAGAAGAGGAGGUUAAGGGGUGAUAUGAUAGCCAUGUUCAAAUAUAUAAAAGGAUGUCACAUAGAGGAGGGAGAAAGGUGGUUUUCUGCUGCUCCAGAGAAGCGGACACGGAGCAAUGGAUCCAAACUAGAAGGAAGAAGAUUCCACCUAAACAUUAGGAAGAACUUCCUGACAGUAAGAGCUGUUCGACAGUGGAAUUUGCUGCCAAGGAGUGUGGUGGAGUCUCCUUCUUUGGAGGUCUUUAAGCAGAGGCUUGACAACCAUAUGUCAGGAGUGCUCUGAUGGUGUUUCCUGCUUGGCAGGGGGUUGGACUCGAUGGCCCUUGUGGUCUCUUCCAACUCUAUGAUUCUAUGAUUCUAUGUAACGGUGCCAGAUCAGAGCGGGUGGUUGGGUAGUUAUAGUGUCAGGCGAUCCCACAAGUAAGUUGUGUGAGGGGGGUCUUUGCAGGAAUGCUCCUACGUGAAUAGCCCCAAUGGUUAAGAACGGAACCUCCGUUGUUGGGGACAAACUCUCAGGGAAGGUUGUUGAUGUUGCGCCCCUCCUGUGGGCUUCGUAAAGGCACCUGAUUGGACGCUUUCGGAGAACAGGAUGCUGGGCGAGGUGGGCCUUUGGUCCGAGCCGGGAGGUCCCAUCCUGAUUCCAUCCGAAAAAUUCACCUCUCUUCCUCCUUGCACCUCCUGCAGAGUCCGACAGCCGGGAGCUCCAGGAGGCCGUCAGCAAGACCACCUUCCAGCACGUCUUCACAAACCUGGAGCCCUCGACAACGUACUCUAUCUACCUGAAGGCUUACUCACCCCUGGGCGCCAGCCAGGACUCCCAGCCCAUCCUGGCCACCACUCUGGGCAGCAGUGAGUAGACCCGUUGGAGCAGUCGUCCUCCUCCUCCAUCUCAGUGCCAUUCCUUGCAGAUGAGGAAAACGGGGGCGAGACCAGCAUUUGUUGGCCGUGCCUGUCGUUGGCUCCGGCUGUACCUGCCCUUGGUACCUCCGCUUCCUGCCCCAUCCUUUAAAGCCCUAUACGGCCUAGGACCCUCGUACCUAUGGGACCGCCCUUACGGUCUUCAAACAAAAACAUCUUGGAGGUCCCGGGCCACAGAGAGGUUAAGCUGGCCUCAACCAGAGCCAGGGCUUUUUCGGCUGUGGCCCCGAUCUGGUGGAACGCUCUGUCACAAGAGACUAGGGCCCUGCGGGACUUGACAUCUUUCUGCAGGGCCUGCAAGACAGAGCUGUUCCACCAGGCCUUUGGCCAGGGCACAGCCUGACCCCCUCCUCCUGUCAUCCUCACAGAACUCUAGCCCAAUGGUUGCCAUUAAUCUGAUUUGAACUGAUUUUAUAAAGAAAUGAUUUUAGACUGUUGUAUCAUUUUACUGUUGUUAGCCGCUCUGAGCCCGGUUUUAGCUGGGGAGGGCGGGAUAUAAAUAAAUUUAUCAUUAUUAUUAUUAUUAUCCAUUCUUGGUUUGGCAAAUUCAGAAGUGCAAUCACCUUAUAGCUACACAGAGGUCACGAUUCGGGAUGCAUUGCAAUGAUCAUUGCAAAUCUCUGUGUGUGGCCUUUCAGCUAGAUGCGCUCUUCUCUAUGCAAACAACAUGGUGUGCUCCAGUAUCUUUUUUUUUUUUAGUACGGAUGAUCAUUGAAUUGUAGAGUUGGAAGGGACCCUGAGAAUCAUCUAGUCCAACCCCCUGCAAUGCAGGAAUAUGCGGCAGUCCCAUAAGGCGAUCGAACCUGCAGCCUUGGCAUUAUCAGCACCAUGUUCUAACCCAGGGGUAGUCAACCUUUUUACACCUACCGCCCACUAAUGCAUCUUUCUUGAUGGUAAAAUUUCCUUACUGCCCACCAGUGCUCGGUGGAAGGAGGAUUCAGCUUGUGCUGUCAAACCCCCUACUGCCCACCUAGAGUCCUGAAAUGCCCACUAGUGAGAGGUAGGGACCAGGUUGACAAACCCUGUUGUAACCAACUGAGCUAUCUGGAACGACUCAAUUGGUGUUUCCUUUGACGUUCCAUUGUACGUAACUGAAAUGCACGCCGUUCUCUUGGAACCAAAGCACUUUGUGUCUUUAAUGCUCCUAAACGCUUAGCUUGGGAGCAUACGGGACAACAACUCCUCGCUGUUUCCCCCUCGCACCUUCUCCAGAGUGACCCUAGGAGCCCGUCCUCAGUGGCCAACUCACCUUCCUUCACUGAUUGACUCCAAUUGGCACAAAGGGUCGGGACAUCUUCUCAGUGGCUAAAAUGCUCCCUUUUCAUGCUGAUUGGGCAGAUAUAGGACACCGAAGACAGGGACGAUGUUGCAGAAAUAGUAACAGGUCUUUGACACACACCCACACACACACACACCGCAACCCUGGAUCCCUACUGCACUGGGCACCAGCCACAAAUGGUAAUAGCUGUCAGGGACUGGGCAGAGAAGAAGAGUUUGGAUUUUAUAUCCUGCUUUAUCACUACCCUAAGGCGUCUCAAAGCGGCUAACAUUCUCCUUUCCCUUCCUCCCCCACAACAAACACUCUGUGAGGUGAGUGGGGCUGAGAGACUUCAAAGAAGUGUGACCAGCCGAAGAUCACCCAGCAGCUGCAUGUGGAGGAGCGGGGACGUGAACCCGGUUCACCAGAUUAUGAGUCCACUGCUCUUAACCACUGCACCACACUGGCUCCAGAGGAGGAAUGGCAGAGACCGCCUCCCCAUCCUGACCCUUCCAGGGAAGGGGAAGAGGAAAGACAGUACAUAUUUACAACAGGGGUUUGAGGGAGGUCGCAGCUCAGAGGCAGAUGAGGGGAAAAGCUGGGGAAUCACGAGAGAGCCAGAACAACACAUUGUCGUUAGAAAGCAUCCCAGACCCUCCAUCUCCUAGAACCUGGCGAUCCUUAAAGGUAGGAGAGCAUACAAAUCAGUAUGGCUAACCUGAUUCAAAAACACCCACCCACUCCACUCACACACGAAAACAAAGUUCACCACAGCCAAUCUCAAACAAGCAACCACACCCUAGGCCCACGGUUCUCAACCUGUGGGUCCCCAGAUGUUGUUGGGCUACAACUCCCAUCAUCCCUGACCACUGGUCGUGCUGGCUAGGAAUGAUGGGAGUUGUAGUCCAACAACAUCUGGGGACCUACAGGUUGAGAAACACUGCCCUAGGCCAACCCCAACCUCUCUCACCACCAAAGGAAUGCAAGUGAAUAGCAAACAGAACCUGCACAAGCGACGCUGACACAAAACCCCACACAUACAUUAAGUAAAAUAGAAACAUCGCCACCUGACCCCACCCCUAUCCACCAUGACCCCCUCCACCUCUUCCUCCCUUUUUCUUCCUAAUGCAACCCUACUGUCUCAACAAAUGAAACUGACCUAUAGAAAAUAUAACUUGAAAAAAGAGACAUUGCACAUACUUUUGUAAACCAAGAAAUCCAUAAUAAUAAUGAUAAUGAUAAUAAUAAUAAGUAGGAGAGCAAAGAGCUCAAAAACAGAGGGCACGUAGCGGCACCCGUAGAGGAGGUUAUGAUGAUGACGAAUGACGACGUGGGAGAGACAGGGUGGCGAUUCACUUGGGACAAUGCCAUUAUCCAAGAGGCUGGGUUCCAAAGCCUCUCUCUGUAAAGAUUGAAAUAAAAAAGGACUGUAAGAAACUUUCCCUUGUCUUUAUAAUUCCCGGGCAACCAGCCGGGAGCCGCUGACAGCUUCCUGACAAUAGCAUGGGACUGAGAGAGACCCCCAGGUACGGGAGAUGCUGUGUCCCUGCUUCUCUCCAUCUGGGUGGGAAGGACAGUCACUCACCUUUCCCCCCGUCUACUCAGUCCCCGCAGCACUGGGAUUUUUCACCAAGAUUCUCAACAACAGUGCCGUCUACGUCUUUUGGGAGCUGCCUGCCAAGCCGGGCCGAAUCGAAGGCUUCAAGCUCUACCUCCGAAAGCUGCCCAGCGCCCACUACGAGGGCCCAGAGCUCUUAUCCGGCAUGGCCAACUCUUUCACGUUCAGCAACUUGGGUGAGUCUCCUCCUGGGCCUCCUGCGAGGGGGACUGUAGAUUCAGCUCCCUGGUGUCUCCAGGAUCCAGUGGUUGUGGGAAGACGCACUGCAGAGCUGCUGCCGGUCAGAGUAGACAACGCAGAACUACUGUGUUUUUCGCUGUAUAGGACGCUCUUUUCCCCCUCCAAAAAUUAAGGGGAAAUGUGUGUGCGUCCUGUGGAGCAAAUGCAGGCUCCUUGGCUUCAGCGAUAGCAACACGAAGCCUCCGAAGCGCAGAGGGAGAGCUCACCCCUCGCUCCUUGGCUUUGCAUUGCUUUCGCACUCCGGGGGCUUCAGGCAGCUAUCUGCAAGCCUUCGGAGCACAGCAGGAGUUGCACACCGAUCCCUCUUGCUCUUCAGGCUUCGCUUCGCUGGAGAGGCGCUGCACAGUUUUCCCUCUCUGCGCAGCGCCCUUUCAGUGAAGCGGGAGGAGAAAUGGAAGGGGCUCCGUUUCUCCUGCCACUUCGCUGAAGGGGCGCUGAGCAGAGAGGGGGAGAAUUUUUUUUCUUGUUCUCCCCCUCCUAUGGUCCGGUGCGUCCUAUAGAGCGAAAAAUACGGUAUGUGGACUAAUAGUCUGUUCUGGUCUGAGGCAGAUUCCUUGCCACAUGACGGAGAAAUUGCCCCCUACCCCUCAGCUUCCCCCGCUAGCUAGCCCUCAGAUUCUCCAUCAAUGCUGCCCCCUAGUGUUGGCUUCCGUAAACCUGACCUCCACUCCCCUCGCCUUUCCAAACUCUCUCCCACAGAACCAUCUGCCAUGUACGAGAUCAAACUCCAAGCAUUCAACGGGAAUGGCGAUGGGAACAGCAGUGUGCGGUUUGUCUCCCUCAAGGAGAACUCUGAGAGGCUGGGUAAGGACCAGAAACAAACACACACACACACACACACAUGCUUCUGCGAUGGGGGAUAAAUUCAAUUCUGUUCGCAUUUAAAGGCAAAUGUACCUAAUUUACAUUUACCGAAACGAUUCACAAACUGGAAUGGGGCCAUCCUUCAAAAUUCAUACUUCUCUACAAAAACGCAUAUACUAGUGAAAAUAACAGAAAAAGUGCAUAAGUCCAUAAGGAAAAACUGCUUUGCAAAAAUGUCGAUAAUUAGGCGAAAUUACAAAGGUGUGUCUAUUGGGAGAAAUUCACACUAAAAUGAAUUUUCAUUAAUGAAUUUUCAUGAGGAUUCUUCUAAACACAGACUUAUACACACUAGAGUGGCCAAAAUUGUGGAAACUUUUGGGAUUUCCUAGGUCUGAUGUCUCAUAACAUCAGUCUUUUGUCAGUUUUAAGCAAAUCCGCCCCUUCUGGUUAUUUAGCUGUAACUUUAGGUAGAACAAUUCAAUCCAGUUUAUUGUGUUUUAUCUUCUGCAUUACAUUAUCUUUCUAUCGAUACAUGGUAUUUAUGCUAUUGUUUUAUGGUGUCGUUCUAAAAAAGACUGGUGUUCUGAACCACCAAAACUUAUAAUUGCAACAUUUCCUAAAGGUUUCCACAAUUUUGGCCUCUAGUGUAUAUAUACAUAAACAUACGGAUGUGAUAAAUUCAUGUGAACAGAACUGAAUCUUUGGAAAAACAAGAAAUGAAGAGAAACAGAAACCCUCUUGCCUCUCCAUCUCUGCGACCUCCAUCCCCUAACGACUGUGCUUUGUCCCACAGAUGCCAACUCAGUGUGCCAGUGUGGGCAGGACGGGGAGAGCUCCCUUGCUGGCAUCGUGGUUGGCGUCCACAUUGGCAUGGCGUGCAUUAUAUUCUGUGUCCUCUUCCUUAUGUUCGGCUACCGCAAGAGGUGAGGAUGUAGAGGCUGCUCUGUACGAAUCACUUGGACCUCCCAGCAUCCCCUAAUUUCCCUAGACACCCAAAUAUAGCAGCGGGGUUUUUUUGGGGGGGGGAGGAGGACCUUAUCCACCCAAAGAGCCCCAUUCCCACAUGCACAAUCUUCCAAGGGGUACACCACAGGAAAAGUCCUCAGUGGUGCCAUGUCACCUGCUGAACUUUCGAUCCUAACCCACAGUUGCCCAUGUUUUUUCACCCAGGGCCCUCUGCAAAACUCACAGUACAGUCGUACCUUAGAAGUCGGACGGAAUCCGUUCCGGAAGUCCGUUCGACUUCCAAAACGUUUGGAAACCCAAAUGCGGCUUCUGAUUGGCUGCAGGAAGCUCCUGCAGCCAAUCGGAAGCCUCGUCGGGCAUUCGGGUUCCAAAAUUAGUUCUCAAAUCGGAGCAGUCGCUUCUGGGUUUGCGGCAUUCAAGAGCCAAAACGUUUGAGAACUAAGCUGUUCGAAAACCAAGGUACGACCGCAGUUUCUUCCUAGAGGUACAUCAGUAGAUCUUCCUGAAAUUCCUGCCUCCGCCUCCCUCUAGGCCCUAACUAUAUACAUAAAUAGAUUGUAGCCAUGAUGGCUGGAGUCAGUGUGGUACCAUGAUUAGGGUGUUGGGAUAGGACCUGAGAGCCCAGGGAGCACAAAUCAGCCAUGCAGCUUGCUAGAUGAGCUUAAGCUGGUCCCUGCCUCUCCUCCUAACCAAUUUCAACAAGGUUGUUGUAAGGAUGAAAUGGAGAGGGGGGAGAGAAUCAUGUCCUUGGAGGAAAGACAGGAUAUAAACACAAAAUUAAUAGUUUCCUGAAAUGUUUCUUCCAAGUGUCCCCUCCCAGUCUCCUUAACUAUAACUACCAUGUAUAUGUGACUCAUAUGAUUGCUUCUAAAUUUUGUGACCCUGAUGUUACAUAUGUUUCUUGUAAUUUUUAUUUUUUUUUACUUUAAGAUAUUAUACCAUGAUAUCCUAGUUUAAAAUGUAUUACAGUCAAACCUCGGUUCCUGAACAGCUCCGUUUUGGAAUGUUUCGGCUCCCAAACAACGAAAACCUGAAAGUAAAGAGUUUUCAAACGCUUUUUGGAAGCUGAAUGUCUGACACGGCGUCCGCUGAGUGCAGGAAGCUCUUGCAACCAAUUGGAAGCUGUGCCUCAGUUGUCAAACAUUUCGGAAGCUGAACAGGCUUCUGGAACGGAUUCUUUUUGACAGCCGAGGUUUGACUGUACAGUGGUACCUCUGGUUGAGAACGGGAUCCGUUCCGGAGGCCCGUUCGCAACGUGUAAAGCCCGCAACCUGAAGCGCCGUAACUGUGCAGGUGCACAGCGCAAUUUGGUGCUUGUGCGCAUGCGUGAAGCGCGAUUUAGCACUACUGCGCAUACAUGAGCGGCGAAACCCGGAAGUAACCCUUUCUGGUACUUCCGGGUCGCAACCUGAAAAAACGUAACAUCAAGCAAAUGUAACAUGAGGUAUGACAGUACUAGGGGCUGUUACCCCCUGCUCACGGAUCCUGCAAAAUGCAGUGUGAUGCUUGCAAUAAUAUUAUAUAGAAAGAUUUUAAAAUAAUUAAUUUUAAAAUAAACUGAAAACAAAAUAUCAUCAUCAUCACCACCCUGGGCAGAUUUCCUAUGUACCAUUUCAGAAAUGUUUCAGGAAAGAACCCCUUCUCUCUACGUCUUCCCUCUACAGCCUGUUCUGUAAGAAAGGGACCCAAGAAAGCUGGACCAUCCCACAGGGAACAGAACCGGUGCAGACCACCACACGGGAGCCUCCCCGGAACCAGCGGAAGCUGGAGGGUGGGGCAAAACCCUCAGAGAUGGUGGAACUAGUUACCCAGGUGAGGAUGGAUGUGUGUGUGUGUAUACCUGCUCUUAGCUCAGCAGCCUUCCCAGGCAGAACCAAGGUGCCCCAGGGGGAAGGGCCAUGGCAGCAGCCCUGCUGAUUACAUGGGUGAAGAUGUAAAUCACUGUGAUAUUGCUUCAGUCAAGGUCUCCUCCAGUGAAACCUGGGAGCUGUUAAUGGUGCUGAGAGUUGCUAUUCCUCUCCUGGAACCACAAUUCCCAGAGUGUUUUAGCAAUCGAUCCCUCUUCCCGGGAAACUCUGGGAGCUGAAGGCAGAGGGCCUUCUCAGUAGUGGCGCCUGCCCUGUGGAACGCCCUGCCAUCUGAUGUCAAGGAAAUAAACAACUAUCUGACUUUUAGAAGACAUCUGGAGGCAACCCUGUUUAGGGAAGUUUUUAAUGUUUGAUGUUUUAUCGUGUUUUUAAUAUUCUGUUGGGAGCUGCCCAGAGUGGCUGAGGAAACCCAUCCAGAUGGGCGGGGUAAUAAUAAUAAUAAUAAUAAUAAUUGCUCUGGGAGGGGAAUAGCAGCUGUCAGCACCAUGAACAAACUACAGCUCCCAGGAUUCUUCAGAAUUUCCCUGAAAGUGUUAUCAUAGGUUUUUUAAAUGCAUAGUGUGAAUAAGGCCUCAAUUCCAUCAUAUUUUCUCUCCAGAGCUUAUACUCGGAGGCUCAAACGGGGGCCGGGGAGAUGGCCAGCAGGGUCUGAUAUAUGUGCAGGGCACCCUGGGAGUGAGGAGCAAAGCUUGCGGGCCAAAAGGCGGUGUCCGAAAGGGCAACGCUGUUAACCUGCCUUCCUUUCUCCUCACAGAACCCCCCAUCCUCCGAUGGACUCACCGCCCAUGACACUCCCCACUUUGAAGUGACCGUCGAGCGCUGCCCUCCUUCACAGCCCAGUGGUUAAGCCAAUGCCCGGUGGGAACGGAGUAGGGGAGGCCCCUCGACCGAGCCCGGUGGCAGCUCUGUUGAGGCAGGGCCUUCCCCUGCCCCCAAUUUCCCACCACCCAUCCAGGAUUCCAACCGCAAACCUCCAAAGAAUCUACCUCACCUCCGCUGGACGGCCAGCCCCAUAGCGUCCGGUCCAGCCGCCACCUGAGCCCUACUCCCACCCCAGUUCUCCCGAAUGAUCUAUUUUUGAUACAAAUACCAAAACUACCUCAACCUGCCAGCCACCCUCUGGCUGCUUAAACCUCACCCACCCCUUGCCAAAAGGGAGAAGGGGUAGUGGCAGAGAGGUGGGGCGACAGGGAGCAGCUUUCCACGGCAACCGGAAGGUUCCGGAACUUGAGGCAGCCAUCUUGAGGGAAAACCAGAAAGCGGGGGAAAGAGACAACUUCUCCCUGCUCUCAUUCUUGGCUGCCUCAAGAAUGGAUGUGGAUGCUGAUCUCCCCCUGCCCAAAUUGUGCCGAAGCCAAACCCCCUACGAAUUACCGGGGCUUUGGGGAGGUUGAGGCUCCCAAAUUACUCCCUAAUGAGUCAUGUGGUCCAUUCGGGGUGGGGCGAGGACCGUCCCUUUCUGACACCUCCCACCCACGGUGCCUGGGCGCUCGGCACCAGCAUACCAAAUAUCGCCAAACCAAAAGUGGGAGCAGCAGCAGCGGACCCCCCCUCUCCCAAAUACCCACCUCCGU
Molecule: messenger RNA, 32357 nt
Organism: Podarcis lilfordi (Lilford's wall lizard)
Lineage: Eukaryota; Metazoa; Chordata; Lepidosauria; Squamata; Lacertidae
Source: the annotation of a GenBank genome assembly